Molecule: messenger RNA, 782 nt
Organism: Nerophis ophidion (straightnose pipefish)
Lineage: Eukaryota; Metazoa; Chordata; Actinopteri; Syngnathiformes; Syngnathidae
Product: high mobility group nucleosome-binding domain-containing protein 5-like
Exons: 1
Coding region: 1-696 (231 amino acids)
Source: RefSeq, a predicted model, not a curated record
AUGAACAGUGAAGACAGGGCAAAGACCCUCCACCUCGAAGGCGGAGAUGGGCAUGUGGCAGUGGCAUCCGCAGGCCACCAGGGCGAGCUGUUGGCCAAGAAGAUGAAGGACGAGGGGCCCCUUGAAGAAGACGCCAGUGAAGACAGGGCAAAGACCCUCCACCUCGAAGGCGGAGAUGGGCAUGUGGCAGUGGCAUCCGCAGGCCACCAGGACGAGCUGUUGGCCAAAAAGAGGGAGGACGAAGGCGCCCGGCCAGACAGUGAGAACGGCAAUGCAAAGAAGGCGCCACCUGCUGACAACAAAAAGGCAGCAGAGAAAGUAGACAGUAAGGAAGAACCAGAAAAUAAAAAGCUGAAAGGGGGAGUGGACAAGAUGGAGGAAGAAGAAGCUAAAGAACAUGCUCCACAAGAAGUACCUGGAGAAAUGCAGGAAAAUUAUGAAGACAUUUGGAGAAGCGCUGAAGAAGAAUCAAAUGAUGGAAAAGCUCAAGAAAUUGAGAAAGGAGAAGAAGCCCUUGAAGUUAAAGAAGAUGAAGAUGAAGAAAAAAGCAAAGAGACUCAAGAAAUUGAGAAUGAAGAAAUGGCAGAAAGAAUUCCAGGAAAUGCUAAGGACAAGGAAAAAGUCAAAGAACCUCAAGAAGUUGAGAAAAAAGAAGAAACCCUUGGAGAGAAAGAAAAGGAUGAAGAGGAAAAAUAAGUUUAUGAUGAAGAAGUUUACGUUGAAGAAGUAUACAUUGAAGAAGAAGUUUAUGUUGAUGAUGAUGAAGAUUAUGAUGAGGAUAA